UGCAGUAUGUGUAGUGCAGCCUAUCAUUCAUCAGCUAUAUUGUCUCCAUACUGCCCUGCCCCCCUGUCUGCCUCUCGUACACGCACGCACACACGCACGACGCACACACGCUCGACGACACACACACAAACAUGGCGGCCUCUGUUUCACCGCUACGCUCCUCCUUCAGGAUUUGUAGCCCGUUAACGUUACACCACCACUGCUGCCGGGCCAAACUGCGGACCCACAGAAAAUGCGAGAGUCAAAGGAGACAUCUUCACCAGUCGGCGACGAGGCACGCCGCUGUGGUGAUUUCGGGAACAGAGUUUGCUCGUCAGCUCCACAGAGAAAUCCAGCGUGAUGUGGAAGAGCUAGUUGCUCAGGGCAACAUGAGACCCCACCUAGGAGUGGUCUUAGUGGGGGAUGACCCAGCCAGUCGUACCUAUGUGAAGAACAAGACCCGGGCAGCCAGCAUCCUGGGUAUUUCCAGUGACACAGUGGUGAGGCCUAGCUCAGUCUCCCAGGAGGAGUUGCUUGAGCUGAUUGACAAGAUGAAUCGUGACUGGAGGGUCAGCGGCCUGUUGGUGCAGCUGCCACUUCCCGAGCACAUCAACGAGCGAGCAGUUUGUAAUGCCAUCGCUCCAGAGAAAGAUGUAGAUGGCUUCCAUAUUGUGAAUAUCGGAAAGCUGUGUUUGGACCAGAGAUCCAUGGUGCCUGCUACACCUGCAGCUGUCUGGGAGAUCAUCAAAAGAGCAGGUAUUGAGACAGUGGGGAAGAAUGUGCUGGUGGCUGGUCGCUCCAAAAAUGUUGGAAUGCCCAUCGCAAUGUUGCUGCACACCGAUCGCAAGCAUGAACGUCCCGGGGGUGAUGCCACAGUGACCAUCGCCCACAGAUGUACACCGAAGGAACAGCUGAAGGAGCUCACCAGCCUAGCUGACAUCAUUAUUGCAGCUGCAGGUGUUCCUGGGCUGAUCACAGCAGAUAUGGUGAAAGAGGGUGCAGCAGUCAUCGACGUGGGCAUAAACCGCAUCAAGGACCCGAAGACGGGGAAACUCCGGCUCAUUGGUGACGUCGACUUUGAGGGAGUGAAGGAGAAGGCAGGUUUCAUCACACCUGUUCCCGGAGGCGUGGGCCCCAUGACCGUCGCCAUGCUGAUGAAGAACACUGUGACCGCUGCCAGAAACGCACUGAUGCAUUAAACACACACCCAUCUGUUUUAUUGAAUGAUAAACAGUGUCUGCACACACACACACACACACACACACACACACACACACACACACAUACACACACACACCACAAACAUCAAUUCUUUUAGGUUUAAACACACUUUAUUAUGCAUCAAACAUACUUUUAUUUAAAACUCCACGAGCCUGCUGGGAAACUUACUUGACAUGUACUUUGUUUAUAUUUUGAAUUUGUUCAUUUAUUUAUUCAAGGUAUUUAUUUCAGAGUUCACUUUUUAAGAAUUUAGAUUAAUAUUUUUUCUACUGAAGUUGUUUUGGUUCAUUUUUGAACAUUCCAGAUUCACUGGAAAAAAGG
Molecule: messenger RNA, 1521 nt
Organism: Centropristis striata (black sea bass)
Lineage: Eukaryota; Metazoa; Chordata; Actinopteri; Perciformes; Serranidae
Gene: mthfd2l
Product: methylenetetrahydrofolate dehydrogenase (NADP+ dependent) 2 like
Exons: 8
Coding region: 132-1178 (348 amino acids)
Biological process (GO): tetrahydrofolate interconversion
Cellular component (GO): mitochondrion
Molecular function (GO): methylenetetrahydrofolate dehydrogenase (NADP+) activity; methylenetetrahydrofolate dehydrogenase (NAD+) activity; methenyltetrahydrofolate cyclohydrolase activity
Source: RefSeq, a predicted model, not a curated record